Symbiodinium necroappetens is the source of this 649-nucleotide messenger RNA. NCBI's taxonomy places the organism in Eukaryota, Dinophyceae, Suessiales, Symbiodiniaceae. The record is from the annotation of a GenBank genome assembly.
GUCUUCUGUCAAGGUCGGGGGGCAAUGUUGCCAGCAGUUCAAAGCAGGUGCACCACAUCUGCCAUCCUUGGCCGAGGUGGUGGGCUUCCUCUUGAACAGAAGGCUUUUCUCUACACCGUUGACGCUAGAGCCGCUGGAAGCCAAGUUUGGAAGUGAACACAGGCGGGCACGGGGCCAAGAGUACUUUCACCUCGUUGCCCCAAAGCUUCCAGAUUACUUGGCGCAGUUUCAGGAAGCGUUUGACAUUGUCCUCGAAAGCUUGCCUGAGGUGGACUGGACGAGAUGUUCCAAUGGGGAUGCCACGGUGACCAUGAUGGCAGGGCCACUUGUCCGCGACAAGAUGGUGUACAUGCCGAGCACUUGGCAAGGCACGGCAAGUGCGAACGAAACAGCAACCAAGAUGGCAGGUAUUCAGCCUGGCAUGGCCUUGCACUGCGACAUGAGGACCCUCUUCUAUCCAGAAGGCGACUUUGCUCGAGCAUUUCCGGAGCUUCUCCGAGAUGCGUGCGAAGAUCUGACAGGUCCAGAUGCGCAACCGCGGAGAUUCCCCGCCGGCAGCGUGGUCCGCUACGACGCACAGGCGGUGCACUCUGCGAGCAGCCCUGAGAGGAAGAUGCGCAUCACAUACACAGAACGUAUACUGGAAUAA